CACACACACACAGACAUCGCCGCUAGCGAGGUAUAUCUCGCUCGCCCGUUUGUGGACACCCCUCCUCACCGGACUGGUCGAGUUUCCACAGCGCGCCAGCGUCCCACGACUGCGAAGAACGUGUACGCAGAGUGCCACUUGCCAUGUUCUCGGUCAUCGCGUUCGUCGUCGCCGUCGUCUGCUGCUGCUCCGUUCAGCGGUGCGCAGCAGACGACGUCCGGGCGACGCCAGCCGUGCCGUCGUCGACGCCGAACCCCGGCGGUGCCACAGAGGAGCUCAAGUCGGCGUCCAACGAGUCGCUGGUGGAGGCACCGCCUCCUCCAACGACGCAGCAGUUGGAUCCGGACUACGGGGAAGGCGAAGUCGACGCCGAAGAUGACGAGGAGUCGCCGGCGAACGACACACAGGGUUCCGGACCGACGGUGCGGCGCGGCUAUGCGCGGCUGGCCUUCAACAACUGCGGCGAAGAGACGGAUCCGCUGUUCGUGACGGGCUUCGACCUGGACCCGAACCCCGUGCAGAUCCCUGGCCCCCUGUCCGUAGGAAUCCGCUUCAGACUGAACGAGAACAUCACAUCUCCCAUCGCGGUGCACCUGGAGAUGCAGAAGAAGCUGACGCUCCUGUUCGGCCUAUCCACGUGGCUGACGAUACCGUGCCUGCCCAAUGGCGUGGGUUCGUGCACGUACGACGACAUCUGCAAGAUACACCUUUUCUCCAAGCCGGAAUGCCUACACCCGAAAACAGGGGAGGAGAUCCCGUGCCAGUGUCCCUACCACGAGGGUGAGUGGCGCCUAAAGCCGACCACAUUCAAGGUGCCCGAGCUUCCGCCGGACCUUCCCUCGUACCUGCUCGACGGCGAGUUCGUCAUCAAGGCCACUGUGCUGCGCGACGGAGAGCAGAUCGGCUGCUAUUCCACAGACGUUGAACUCAACCUGUGACCUCGGCCCCGCGGCGGAGCGCGGGGACUCCCAAAUGUCCUCCUGUGUGCUUAAUAUCGUGCGUGUGUGAGAGUGUGUGCUGUGUCGUGCCUCCGUCCCACUUUUGAAGCCCCGAGAACGACAUCGGCGGUGACCGCAGAAUGCCGCGGAACUGGAAUGGUCUUUGGCGGGCCGUCGACCCUCUGGGGUGACACAUCCUGCGAGACGUCGAGUCAGCGUUUGCGAGUCGCUUCUUCGGCGACUGACAACGACCCGAGACAAAGUCACGCAGAGGAAUUCCACGAGACAGCGUGCAUCGCCUGUGCUAUGGUUCACCCACCGGCAAACCUUAGAAUCCCACUUUCAUCAGCCUAUCGUUGCAUCACAAUCUGAAUUGCCGAGGGAGCGUGCGUUUUCUCUCUGUCUUAUCUGUCUCUGAGCUAGACGGUAUCGAAACUGACACACGUUUUUCUUAGUGCGCAGUCGCCACACGGAACCGUAGGGGCUGGCCGGUCAACAAGACUUUAUAUGAAGGACUCCAGUCUCACAUUUAUCGGUCAAUUGAUUGACUCUCUGUCGCGCACGGUUUGUGUCGAACCUAAGCUAUUGCCAAGAAUUUCGUCUUAUCACAAUUACUGCACUGCUGCCGGCGAGAGGGGGCACUGCAUCAAAUGAUAUCUAUUUGCUAAUUCAAAGAAACUGCUGGCAACUUCUCAGUCCUUCACUGAGCUCUACUUAACAUGUAGGUUACUGUUAAGUGGUACAGCCCGACGCAUCUUAGAGGGACACGAAAAAAAAAAAACAAGGACGAGCGCUUUUCGGUGUCCCUCUGUCCUGCGUCGCGCUGCACCACUCAACAUUAUGGAAAAUCAACUAGCCCAAACCACUACCCUUCUAUAUAGGUUACGUUUGCCUAGGUUUAACUUGUAUUAGUCAUUCUGGUUUCAAAAAACAUGGCACGCCACUUCAUUCAGUUCUAUCAUGACAGAGGAAACCGUCCUUGCAAGUUGUCAGCCUGUUGUCUUUACUGUCAUGACGUCACAAGCUCAAUUACUUUGAUUGCUGUUUGUCAUAUUCAUAUUCCAACGAUAGCAGCAGUUACUACAGACAGAUGUUGGCGAAAUGCGAGAACACCCGUGUACUUAGAUUUAGGUAGACUGCGUGCCUGGCUUUUGGCAUGCGUGCAGUGGUUUUGGCGCGUAAAACCCCAUAAUUUAAGCUACAGACAGAUUUGUAGCUUUCCGGUAGAAAAAGAUGCGCAACCUGCCGGUCUCUUGCGCACAUCAGUUGAUAUUUACUGAAUUUUUGGGAACAAAUAAUUGACAGAAACAAAGCAGCUUAUUUGGUAACAAGCUUUCUUCUUAUGUUAUUUUUUUCUUGUUUUUUCGUAGUUGCAAGUUACAACUGGAGCGGGCGUACUUGCCUUGUAAUGUCAUCUUUUUAUCUUCGCGUAGUCUCCAAUCAUGGCAAAGUUGGUCAAAGCACAAAGCAACUAGUCCCGGCGCAGAGUCGCGAUAGAUGAGACAUGCUAUCUGAAAGGACAAUGUACAGUAAUGCGGUCUUCCCGCGCUGGCGCGAUGUGUGCGUGGUAUGAUUAACUCAGCGUCUCCUCAUGAUGGUAACGCUUACAUUGACGAGUUUUUUUAAUCACGAAGGCCACACAAGCGAUCUCGAGGUCCUGCCAAUUUCAGGCCUUGCGUCUAAUGACUCUCCGCCGAACAGGGACAGCAGCAACGCUCCGCGAGCGAUUGUUUCAAGGUUUCGCUCAUUUCAUCAUGACUGGAUGUCAGGAUCAACUGUACACGAACAACCUGCCUGUAACGCGUGGUUUUUUGCCAUUGCCUCGCAAACUCUUCCUCUGAAUUUCAAUCUACUAUAAAUACCAAAUCUCAGGAAGCCAGUACAGGGUAACCAGACUCUCGGCAAUUUUUGUACUGGAAAAAGCAAGAAAUUAAGUUCUACGCAUGUGCUGCCUGACUCGUGAUGUAAAUAGUAAACUUAUGGCAAUGACGUAUAUGCAACUGCAAAGGAAGGUGAUGAAACUUUUAUGGGCGUAAGUCACAUUUUGUAUCAUAUAAAUAUAGAUCGUGGUUGAGGGAAAACCCAAGACGGCAAAAAAAAAAAAAAAAGAACGAUGGCCGUCUAGAAGUAUGGACGACGGCUUUAUUCCCACGAGGUGAUAAUGAAAUUAUGAAAAAUUCUAGAGUCGUACAAGAAAACAAAGUGAGUAAUUACAGACGAGAUAUUCGCAUACCAUGAUAGAAUUAGUUGUGCUAGUUUGUGCGUGUUUAUAGAGUGGACACAGACACUUGUACCAUACCACGUCUUGAUCGUCGUUGUCCAUUUGGCUUGCACCACAUAUUUCUGGCCCAAGUACCAACACCCUGACUUGACUCGCCACGCCUAUAUUUUUAUUAUUCACUAUUGAGAAUGUUCCUGGUUUGCAUGUUUUACAAAGACUUAGAAUGAGCACAGCACCAUGGGAAUAAAAUUAGCAUGACUUUCGCCGACGAUUAUUGACGCUUCAACAAAGCAUAUAGUAAAGACUGAAAUAUGUUUUCUGCGAGCAUGUGAGAAUACGUUUCAAUACCCUUUGUGUCAAGUUUGUGAAAGUGUGCAUCUUUAGCUACGGAUAUUUCGUUUCGUAUCAUUCCUAAGGUACAUAAUCUGAUGAAAGCUGCGCACGUGUUUACAGGGCUGCGGUAGUCAGACUGUGCAUCCACAGACAAGGGCAUUUCUUUGUUAGGAAUUGUUUAGCAGCUUUCGAGUGACCCAAAGUUCUUUAAACAAUUUCAGUUUAUAGAAAACUUAUAGUUUACUGUGCUCCUAGAGAGGUAUGUAUACCUAUAUUAUAUGUGAAAUGUCGAAAAGCGCACUUGUUACUUGAUCAAACUUCUAAAAUUACGGCGCCCUUUUUAUUUAUUUUUUAUACGCUCAGGAAAUAUUUCCUGGCACAUUUUCGGUGAAUCAAUUGAAAGAAAGCGAAAUAUUUGAGUUUUGUAGAAAGAUAUAAGGGAAAGUUCUUAAGGUGCUCCACAUCAACGAGUAGUUUCAAACGUCACGUUUCAGUUCUUCAAGUUUCGCUUUUGUAUUCAUUUACGCCAAGAAAAAUGAAGAAUAAAGGAUGUUAGAACAUUG
This is a messenger RNA of Dermacentor andersoni, 4055 nucleotides long. RefSeq names its product ganglioside GM2 activator-like. Gene Ontology annotation, cellular component: cytoplasmic side of plasma membrane. Gene Ontology annotation, molecular function: lipid carrier activity; enzyme activator activity. Gene Ontology annotation, biological process: ganglioside catabolic process; lipid transport. Lineage: Eukaryota; Metazoa; Arthropoda; Arachnida; Ixodida; Ixodidae. The record is from RefSeq and is a predicted model, not a curated record.